This is a messenger RNA of Cydia strobilella, 2568 nucleotides long. It is a transcript of the gene pelo, whose product is annotated as protein pelota. The transcript has 7 exons. The record is from RefSeq and is a predicted model, not a curated record. Lineage: Eukaryota; Metazoa; Arthropoda; Insecta; Lepidoptera; Tortricidae. The coding region runs from base 124 to 1284 and encodes 386 amino acids. Gene Ontology annotation, biological process: nuclear-transcribed mRNA catabolic process, no-go decay; RNA surveillance; nonfunctional rRNA decay. Gene Ontology annotation, cellular component: cytoplasm.
UUUCUUUUGUGAUUCUGUGGUUAGCAGAUGGCACAAACAGCAAUUUAUUUAACGUAGCUAUAAGUAAUUCAAAUAAAAACUAGAAUGGAAUAAAAUAAGCAGACAGUCCCCAAGAAUCCUAAGAUGAAGUUAAAUCACAAAAGCAUCGAAAAGGAUGGGUGCGGGAGUAUCAGCCUCACUCCUGAAGAGCCAGAAGACAUCUGGCACGCGUACAAUCUCAUUUCUGAAGGAGAUAUUGUGACUGCGUCUACUGUACGUAAAGUUCAAACAGAAUCCGCUACUGGUUCGUCUACCAGUAGCAGAGUUAGGACAACUUUGACUAUAAAUGUGGAGACAAUAGACUUUGAUACUCAAGCAUGUGUGUUACGGUUGAAAGGGCGAAAUGUGGUGGAGAACCAGUAUGUCAAGAUGGGUGCAUACCACACAUUAGAUCUAGAAUUAAACAGAAAGUUCAAUUUACAAAAAACACUAUGGGACUCCGUGGCCCUGGAGAGAGUGGAGAUGGCAUGCGACCCGGCAGCAAAUGCAGACGUUGCUGCGGUGGUGAUGCAGGAGGGGCUGGCGCAUGUGUGCCUCAUAACACCGUCCAUGACUCUAGUGCGGUCAAAGAUUGAUAUCACUAUUCCUAGGAAACGGAAAGGAUUUGUACAGCAACAUGAAAAGGGCCUAAACAAGUUUUACGAUGCAGUGAUGCAAGGAAUUCUGCGGCACAUAGACUUCUCCAUAGUGAAGUGUGUAAUCAUAGCAUCACCUGGCUUCGUCAAGGAUCAGUUCUUCGAAUACAUGAUGCAGCAAGCAAUUAAAACUGAUAACAAGCUGCUUAUUGACAAUAAGAGCAAGUUCCUGUUGGUGAAAGCAUCAUCAGGGUUCAAACAUUCAUUGAAAGAGGUUCUUCAAGAGCCUGCAGUAAUGGCAAAAAUCUCAGACACAAAGGCAGCAAGCGAGGUAAAGCUCCUGGAGAGUUUCUACACCAUGUUGCAGUUGGAGCCGGCCAAGGCGUUCUACGGGAAGAAGCAUGUUGAGAGGGCUAAUGAGGCACAGGCGAUUGAGGUCCUGAUGAUAUCUGAUAAGUUAUUUAGAUGUCAAGACAUUCAGAAGAGGAAGGAGUAUGUAGCUCUGGUGGACUCAGUACGGGACAACGGUGGAGACGUCAGGAUAUUCUCCAGCAUGCACGUUUCUGGUGAACAACUAGACCAGCUAACAGGUGUGGCAGCCAUUCUGCGAUUCCCAAUGCCCGAGUUGGAAGAUAGCGACGAAGAAGACGAGGAUUCAGAUUCGGAUUAACUUUCAUACUACGGCCACACUAUGCUCCUCGCGCAGCCGCGAUGUUGCCCGCUCCGGCCGCACACUGCCCUACUCGCGCGAUUAACCUUUCGUAUGCGCAUGUCAAAAAAUUGCCAUAUAAAUAGCAAUCGUAACUUCAUGUUUUAAGUUGAAUAUAUAUGGAGCAGAUCUGCGCGACACUCCAUACUUCAUAUUGCCGGUCCUUUGACUCGCGCCAAAAAACCGACAAAAUAGGGAGCGGUGGCAGGGGUGCAAAACUCCUCGCUUCGGGCAAACUCGGCUUCGUUCGGCUCAGCAUUGCUCCGAGCAAUUAUUAGGGUUGGCACAACUUGACGUCCCUUUGCGUGCACGACCGCAGAUAAGAUGAGGACUAAUGAAUUGAAUUUUGAUAACCCUAAAUAGCCGAAAGGGAUAGUGCCAUAUAUUAGAAAGGGAUAGCAUGAUUCGACCCUGAACUGCUGUCAAACUUCGGUUUUGUAGGAAGUUUCCUUUCUGUACGGUAGUACUAUUAUUUAUUCUGUGGCGGCGGGCAUGAAGAGUAGCGCGGCCACACUACUACGUCUCUGCCUACUUCCCAUUCCACUCGAGUAUGUGGCAGGGGUAUUACACCUUUACCACAAGCGAAUGUGCUCAAGGAACAAACUUUGGUGCAGUCAGCAGCAGGCGAGGUUGUUCUAAAUGAUCGCAGCACGAGCUUUUUGAUACGGGUUUGUAUUACACGGACGCAGAUCCAGCUACUUCUGCACACAAAUAUUUCCUCAACUACUAUUCAGUUAAUAGUGUGCAUGCAGCUAUGGAGUUUAUUAGUCUUGCUACAAUUUUGGAACAAAGAGAUAACAAAUGAGCAGAGUUUGUACACUGUUGAAUAACUGUACAUUUGUUGUUGUUUCAAGUGGUUCAACUAUUUCUUCAGCCGACUGUACUGUACAUAAAAAAAAGCAAAAAUACGAUUCGAAAAAAAUCAAUUAGCAGAUAAUCGAUUAGUUUCGCGUUUGAUUCCCAUGACUGGUACAUUUUUGGCGAAUAGUCAAAUAUUCUGUUCGUUUUGCAAAUGUUGUCUUUACAAUUUGUUCCUGUUGUAAAAAACAACCUGUAUAGUAGUAGUAGCUAAUAAGAUACAGUUUUCAAGUCGUCAUAAAAAUAUAUUGAAUUUUCAGUCUUUGUUAUUAUUUUGUAUCGGAAAUUGUUCUGUUGUUGCUGUCUGAUGGUUAUAUUGACUCUAUGCUCUGUGCUUGGCUCUUAUUGUUAUGAAUAUCAAAUGUUGUAUAUAUAUAUGUCUCAGGU